AGAGAGGUAGGCUGUUUUUUCCCUUUGGUGACGUGUGCCAAAGUAAGCAAGAUAACUUGUUGAACAAAGUGCACCUGCAUUUGAAUGCUGCUGAUUUUCACCAAGAAGCACACCAGGGAGAGCAUACUUGCAGAAGCACUGAUCUGUGGGAGUUCUGAAGGCUGAAAAAGGCACAAAUCCCAACGUUUUUAAGAUGAAGAUCUCUGAAAAUGUCUUCUUCCUUCUCUUGGUUCACUCUGCUCUCGGCCUGGAACGUGUGCGGUGGUGCACCGUGUCUAACCAAGAGCUUUCUAAGUGCAAGGACAUGAGUAACGCCUUUGCUGGGGCUGGCAUCCUUCCCCCUUUGGAAUGCAUGGAGGGAGAAUCAGCUGCUAACUGCACCCAGAUGAUCAAGAACUACUUGGCAGAUGCAGUGACACUGGAUGGUCGUUGGAUUUACCAGGCUGGAAAGGAGUAUGGCCUGAAACCUGUGGUUGGAGAAGUAUAUGAUCAAGAGAUUGGAACUUCAUAUUAUGCCGUGGCUGUGGUAAGGAAGGGCUCCAACAUCACCAUCAACAGCUUGAAGGGCAUCCGCUCGUGUCACACGGGCAUCAACAGAACUGCAGGUUGGAAUGUGCCCGUGGGCUACCUAAUUGACAGCGGGCGCCUGCCAGCAAUGGCGUGCGACCUCCCAAAAGCUGUUAGUGACUAUUUCAGUGCUAGCUGCAUUCCUGGAGCCAACAGUGCCAACUAUCCCACAUCCCUCUGUCAGCUCUGCAAAGGGGAUUCAUCUGGGCAGAACAAAUGCCAAGGAAAUUCACAAGAGCAGUACUAUGACUACAGCGGGGCUUUCAGGUGUUUGGCUGAAGGUGCUGGAGAAGUUGCUUUUGUGAAGCACAGCACAGUGCCUGAAAAUACUGAUGGAAGAACUCUUUCUACUUGGGCCCAGCAGCUUCGCUCCAAGGACUUCCAGCUUCUGUGCCGCAACGGCAGCACGGCUGAUGUAACAGAGUGGAGAACCUGCCACCUGGCCCGAGUCCCAGCUCGUGCCGUGGUUGUACGGCCGGACACAGACGGGACAGCUGUCUUCCAGCUCCUGAACCAGGGACAACAAAGAUUUAAUGGUGUAGGCACCCAGUUUCAGAUGUUUGACUCCACAGCUUAUGGUGCCCAGAACCUUAUGUUCAGAGACUCCACCACAGAGCUCGUUGCAGUCACGUCUCAGAAUUACCAGGCAUGGUUGGGUGAUGAGUAUCUUCAUGUCAUGCAGGCCCUGAGCUGUGACCCCAACACAUUGCCAGAAAGCCUGAACUGGUGUGUUGUUUCCACUGAGGAGAUUUGGAAAUGUGGUGAAAUGGGGACUGCCUUUAGGAAUAAGGAUUUAAAACCAGAAAUCCAGUGUAUUUCAGCCAAGACAAAAGAAGAAUGCAUGGAGAUGAUCCAGAAAAAGGAAAUUGAUGUUGUAGCUUUGGGUGGAGCUGAUAUUUACAUUGCUGGGAAGACAUACGGCCUUGUACCAGCUGCUGGAGAAAGUUUCUCUGCUGAAGACAACAAUAAUGCAUACUAUGCUGUGGCAUUAGUGAAACGGAAUCCAUCCAAUGCAUUCACCAUCAGUGACCUGAAAGGGAAGAAGUCCUGCCACACAGGACUGGGGAGAACUGCUGGAUGGAAUAUCCCCAUUGGCAUGCUAAUAAAGAAAGGCUUUAUUAAUCCCAGAGACUGUAAUAUUCCUCAAGCUGUGAGUGAGUUUUUCUCUGCCAGCUGUGUGCCUUCGGCUGAGCAGGAUAAUUACCCAUCAACGCUCUGUCAACUGUGUAUUGGAGAUAAUAGUGGAAACAAUAAAUGCAGUGCAAGUAGCCAAGAACGGUAUUAUAGCUACAGUGGAGCCUUCAGGUGCCUGGCAGAGGACGCUGGGGAUGUGGCCUUUGUGAAGCACUCAACAGUGUUUGAGAACACAGAUGGUAAGAAUACAGAAAGUUGGGCCCAUGACUUGAAGUCCAGUGAUUUCCAGUUACUGUGCCGGAAUGGGGCCCGUGCUGAAGUCACUCAGUUUGCUCAGUGUCACCUGGCUCGGGUGCCAGCUCAGGCCAUUAUGGUUCACCCAGACACCAACAUUUUUGCUCUGUAUGGACUACUGGACAAAGCUCAGGACUAUUUUGGAAAUAACAGCAACAGAAAUGGAUUCAAAAUGUUUGAUUCUUCAGCUUUUCAAGGAAAAGACUUGAUCUUUAAGGAUUCUGCGGUGAAGAUAGUGCCAGUAGAAGACAGGAGAACAUAUGCAGAAUGGCUGGGGAGUGAAUAUAUUGAGUCCCUUGAAGGGAUGCAAACACCACAGUGCUCUGGGGCAGGUAAUAAGUUAAUACAACAACACCUACUAGUGAUUACUUUUAUUCCCUUCAUUAUUUUAGGUCAGUUACAGGGCCUGGGCUAACAUGGUCCAAAUGGCAACUUCCAGGCCACCCCACCCUGGCCUAGCACCUUUUCUUCAGAUGAACUGCUGUCUGGAUAAUAUGUUGUGCUAACAUUUUAAAGCCUCUUCCUGCCACUUUGCAGGCAAGGUGCUUAUACCAUUUGCUCAUUGGGAAGUGGGGUGGGACUGGAAGCUGCCGCUGUUCAUGUGGAUGGGGUGGAAUUUGAGGCAGAAGCCAUCAGUACUGUGCCAACAUGGCUUACAAGAUCAGUCCAAAUUGAAGUACUUCUGUCAUCAUUGCUGAUGUUGAAUGAUGCUGGGCUGAAGGACUCCCAGGUGCUGUUAGAUGGAUACAGGUUUUUUGAUCUGUAGAAGAAUUUCUGCAUCUUGGAAGGCAGUAUUAAAGUUUUGUCUAGAGAUCCACUCUGGCCUCCUUGCUGGUAAUGUUCUGACUCCUUCAUCCCUGCUUAUCCUAUUCUCACCUUGCUGGAGGCAACAGUUUCUCCUGAGUUCUGCUGCCAGAAGAGGUAAGUGCACAGAGGAUGGACAGGCCAUGGACUGGGAGAGCACCUGCAGUCCAGAGUACCACCUCUGCCAUGUACAAGGUCCUCAACCUCCCAGAAGAAAGCAGGGGGAAUCUCCAAAGUCACUGGAGGAAAAGUUAAGCCAGAGAGACUUGGAGGGACUGCCUGCUGGCAGAGGAGAAAGAAUGAAGUUCAAAGUCUUCCUCCACUGAGCUCCUCGACUUUCCGCAACCAGUAUGCUCACUGCUUCAGAGAGAUGUCCUUUUCCCUUGAAAUCUUUGCUGCCAUUUCCACCAGGAAAUGUGGCUGUCCUCCUUCUACAGGGGGUUAUUUGAGUGCCUGUGAGCAACACUUCUGUUUUCUGUUAGUGAAACAAAGUAGCUCACUACUGAUUACCUGUUUCCAUGGCAAGAGGCUUGUAGCACUCAGUUUUUAUUUUUAUCCAUAGCUGCACUAACAACACGUGCUGCUGCGCUGCUGGCAGGCAGCAUCCUCCUGACCACAGCCGCCACCUCAUGAGCCCGGGAUGUAGAGAGAUUCAGCGUAAUAAAAUAUAUAUAUAUAUAUAUGUAAAAACAUACUGUAAAUAAAUGUAACCUGAGAAAUAAACAAGAGAAGUCAGCA
This is a messenger RNA of Meleagris gallopavo (turkey), 3537 nucleotides long. It is a transcript of the gene MELTF, whose product is annotated as melanotransferrin. Lineage: Eukaryota; Metazoa; Chordata; Aves; Galliformes; Phasianidae. Gene Ontology annotation, cellular component: early endosome; plasma membrane; recycling endosome. The record is from RefSeq and is a predicted model, not a curated record. Gene Ontology annotation, biological process: iron ion transport.